Molecule: messenger RNA, 4394 nt
Organism: Mus pahari (shrew mouse)
Lineage: Eukaryota; Metazoa; Chordata; Mammalia; Rodentia; Muridae
Gene: Rrp12
Product: ribosomal RNA processing 12 homolog
Exons: 33
Coding region: 110-3994 (1294 amino acids)
Source: RefSeq, a predicted model, not a curated record
GCGAAGCCGGCGGGGGAUACACACGUGGGUUCUGCUGUGGAUUCUGCUACCUUCUCGGCGGACGUGGACGCGUGUUCUCUGAGCGAGUGCGAGCCACCGUUCGGUCAACAUGGGUCGCUCGGGGAAAUUGCCCUCUGGUGUCUCGGCCAAGCUGAAGCGCUGGAAGAAAGGGCACAGUAGCGACAGCAACCCCGCCACUUGCCGCCAUCGCCAGGCCGCUCGGAGCCGCUUCUUCAGCCGCCCGUCAGGAAAGAGCGACCUGACAGUUGAUGCUGUGAAGUUGCAUAAUGAGCUGCAGUCGGGCACCCUGAGCCUGGGCAAAAGCCAAGCCUCUGACACGACCAUGGACCAAGAGCCGGAGGUGGCUUUCACUGAGAAGUCCUCGGGCACGUUUCUGAGUGGCUUGUCAGACUGUACAAACGUCACUUUCAGCAAAGUGCAGCGCUUCUGGGAAUCCAACUCAGCUGCUCACAAGGAGAUCUGCGCUGUGCUGGCUGCUGUUACAGAGGUGAUUCGAUCCCAGGGAGGCAAGGAGACGGAGACUGAGUACUUUGCUGCUCUGAUGACAACAAUGGAAGCAGUGGAGUCCCCAGAGUCACUGGCUGCUGUUGCAUACCUACUGAACCUUGUCCUGAAGCGUGUGCCAAGUCCUGUGCUCAUGAAGAAGUUCUCUGAUACCUCCAAAGCCUUCAUGAACAUCAUGUCUGCCCAGGCCAGCAGUGCUUCCACCUCUGCGCUCCGAUGGGUCCUUUCCUGCCUGGCCAUCCUCCUUCGGAAGCAAGACCUGGAAGCCUGGGGCUAUCCUAUCACCCUUCAGGUGUACCAUGGACUGCUGAGCUUCACUGUGCAUGCCAAACCAAAGAUCCGUAAGGCUGCUCAGCAUGGAGUGUGCUCAGUUCUCAAGGGCAGUGACUUCAUGUUUGGUGAAAAGGCCCCCGCCCAUCAUCCUGCUGCCAUCUCCACUGCCAAGUUCUGCAUCCAGGAGAUUGAGAAGUCUGGAGGUUCCAAAGAGGCCACCACCACACUGCACAUGCUAACACUGCUGAAAGACAUGCUGCCCUGCUUCCCAGAAGGCCUGGUGAAGAGCUGCAGUGAGACUCUGCUUCGGGUCAUGACCUUGAACCACGUGCUCGUGACAGCCUGUGCCAUGCAGGCCUUCCAUAACCUCUUCCAUGCCAAGCCCAGCCCUAGCACCCUCUCAGCAGAACUCAACGCCCAGAUCAUCACGGCACUAUAUGACUACAUUCCCAGUGAGAAUGAUUUACAGCCCCUGCUGGCCUGGCUUAAGGUCAUGGAGAAAGCCCACAUCAACCUGGUCAGGUUGCAGCGAGACCUGGGACUAGGCCAUCUUGCUCGAUUUUUUGGAACUGCAGUGACCUGUCUUCUCUCCCCUCAUUCACAAGUGGUGGUGGCUGCUACCCAGACUCUGAAGGAGAUCCUGAAGGAGUGUGUGGCUCCACACAUUGCUGACAUUGGCUCUGUGACCUCUUCAGCCUCGGGCCCUCCCCAGUACAUCGCUAAGAUGUUCAGGGCAGUGGAAGAGGGCCUCACAUACAAAUUUCAUGCGGCCUGGAGCUCUGUGCUGCAGCUCCUGGGUGUCUUCUUUGAAGCUUGUGGAAAGCAGGCCCAUCCUGUGAUGAAGAAGUGCCUCCAGUCCCUGUGUGACCUGCGCCUCUCUCCUCACUUCCCCCACACAGUAGCCCUAGACCAGGCUGUGGGGGCUGCAGUGACCAGCAUGGGUCCCGAGGUGGUGUUGCAGGCCGUGCCCUUGGAAAUCGAUGGCUCUGAGGAGACUCUGGAUUUCCCACGGAGCUGGCUGCUGCCUGUUAUCCGCGAUCAUGUUCGGGAAACCAGGCUUGGUUUCUUCACCACUUACUUCUUGCCCUUGGCCACCACUCUUAAAAGAAAAGCAAUGGACCUGGCUCAGGCAGGCAGCACAGUGGAGUCGAAGAUUUAUGAUACCCUCCAGUGGCAGAUCUGGACCCUCCUGCCUGGGUUCUGCACAAGGCCCACAGAUGUGGCUGCCUCCUUCAAAGGUCUGGCACGGACUCUGGGCACAGCUAUCAGUGAACGCCCAGACCUGAGGGUCACUGUGUGCCAGGCCCUACGCACCCUCAUCACUAAGGGCUGUGAAGCAGAGGCUGACCGUGCUGAAGUGAGCCGCUUUGCCAAAAACUUCCUGCCAAUCCUCUUCAACCUGUAUGGGCAGCCUGUUGCAGCUGGAGAGGCGGCAGCCCCUCGCCGUGCUGUGCUGGAAACCAUCAAAACUUACCUCACCAUAACUGAGUCUCAGUUGGUGAAUGGUUUCCUGGAAAAAGCCACUGAGAAGGUUCUCGAUCCUGCCAGCUCUGAUUUCACCAGAUUGUCUGUCCUGGACCUGGUUGUGGCUUUGGCUCCUUACUCGGAUGAAGCUGCCAUCAGUAAGCUAUACUCUACCAUCCGACCCUACCUUGAGAGCAAGGUGCAUGGGAUACAGAAGAAGGCCUACCGUGUGCUGGAGGAGGUGUGUGCCAGUUCUCAGGGCCCCGCAGCCCGCUUCGUGCAGAGCCACCUGGACGAUCUGAAGAAGACACUGCUAGACUCGCUUCGGAGCACAUCCUCGCCUGCUAAAAGGCCCCGUUUGAAGUGCCUCAUACAUAUUGUGAAGAAGCUGUCGGCUGAGCACGAGGAGUUCAUAGCAGCCCUCAUCCCAGAGGUGAUCCUGUGCACCAAGGAGGUGUCAGUGGGUGCACGGAAGAGUGCGUUCACUCUGCUGGUGGAGAUGGGCCACGCUUUCCUGCGAUUUGGCUCCAGCCAAGAAGACGCUCUGCAGCGGUACCUUGUCCUCAUCUAUCCUGGCCUUCUGGGUGCAGUUACCACAGUCAGUUGCAGCAUUUUGGCUCUGACCCACCUCUUGUUUGAGUUCAAAGGGCUGAUGGGAACCAGCACAGUGGAGCAGCUCUUGGAGAACGUGUGCCUGCUGCUGGCCUCUCGAACCCGUGAUGUGGUCAAGUCUGCACUAGGCUUCAUCAAGGUGGCCGUGGUGGUCAUGGACGUGGUGCACCUUGCUAAGCACGUGCAGCUAGUGAUGGAAGCCAUUGGAAAGUUGUCAGAUGACAUGCGACGGCACUUCAGGAUGAAGCUUCGGAACCUGUUCAUAAAGUUCAUCCGCAAGUUUGGAUUUGAGUUGGUGAAGGGUCUGCUACCUGCAGAAUACCACAAAGUCCUGAUAAACAUCAGAAAGGCUGAGACCCGAGCCAAGAAGCAUCGCGCCCUGAGCCAGGCUGCUGUAGAAGAGGAGGAAGAGGAGGAAGAGGAAGAGGAGCCUGUCCAAAGCAAAGGUGACAGCAUUGAAGAGAUUUUGGCUGACUCUGAGGAUGAAGAUGAGGAAGAAGAAAGAGGCCGGGGCAAGGAGCAGCGGAAGCUGGCACGACAGAGGAGCCGGGCGUGGCUGAAGGAAGGUGGUGGCGAUGAGCCCCUCAACUUUCUGGAUCCCAAAGUGGCCUAUCGAGUCCUUGCCACCCAGCCUGGGCCCGGGCGGGGCAAGAAGAAGGACCAUGGCUUCAAGUUGAGCGCUGAUGGCCGGCUGAUCAUACGGGAGGAAGAAGAUGGAAGCAAGGUGGAGGAAGAAGAUGGCACUAAAGGGGAAGAUGAAGACAUGACUGAUGCGAUGGACGAUGCCCGCGUGAGAAGUAAGAAGAAGCUUAAGCGGCAGAGGGAGGACGAGGAGGACGAGCUGGAGAUCCCACCUCGGUACCAAGCUGGAGGCUCUGGCAUCCAUCGCCCUGUGGCUAAGAAGGCUGCGCCUGGAGCUGAAUACAAGGCCAAGAAGGCAAAAGGCGAUGUGAAGAAGAAGGGCCGCCUGGAUCCCUAUGCUUACGUCCCACUCAACAGAUCCAAGCUCAACCGCAGGAAGAAGGUGAAGCUCCAGGGACAGUUUAAAGGUCUGGUGAAAGCUGCCCAGCGGGGAUCGCAGGCAGGACACAGACUCCGCAGAAAGGAUCGCAGGUCCUGAGUCCUUCUGGGGAAUGGAGCUGUUCUCUGCUGGGGAAUGGAGCUGUUCUCUGCUUCGGUCCAGGGCCCCUUUCUAGCUCCCAUGAUAUUUAACACCAACUGCAGGUGUGAGCCUUGCUGAACCUGGACAUUCAUUGGAAGAGGACUUAUUUCUAAGAGAGAUCCCUAGGAUUUUGGAAACUAAUGUCCUUUAGAACAUUGUCAACAUCUAGGAGUGGAAACCUGACGAUGCUACCUCUGAGAAGGCCUUAAGUGGUGCUCUGCUUUCUGUCCAACGUGGCCAUGAGAGCAGAGUGCUGACCGUNGUCUGCGUGUGUAAGAUCUGCUGUAACCAGGCGUAGAAUAAAUGUGCGUGGCCAUGCAUCAGCCCCGAUGAGUAGCUUGACUCCUUCCUAUCCAAC